GCUACAAUUUUUUUUUUUUUUUAUUCGUGCACGUUCAAAAAUGUUUGUCUAAUCAGAUUUUAUUUGCUGGAAUGCAAAUGGUUUGUAUGCAUGCUGAUGUCAAUGAAAACGUGCUUCUUCCUCUAGCGACACAAUUCAUUGUCCCGAACUCCAAAAUCAACAUCUUCCUCUUGCGGCAUUGUGCCCGUUAGUGUCGCAACAUUUUUGUUUGGUUUUCGAACACUUUGACACGUCGGCGUCCUGGACGCUCCUCCUUUGCCACCGCUGCGGUUGUUUCUUCAGCUGCCAACCUCACGUACUCGCUCGCGUUGUUCCAGACUUGGCCAGCCAUCCACCCGUUUUCUUUGGCGCUUAUCCUCACGAGGGUCGCGGGGAGUGCUGGAGCCCACAUACGUUUCGACGGGGCUCGCUAACAAGCUCACGGCUCCGCUGAGAGGGUUGGGGGGCGUGAUUAUUGCACGAACACGCGAAGUCGCGUCGACAUCCCAAAGUAGUCCAACGAAGCCAAUCCGUCGAUUUGCGCUCGCAUCCAUUUUCCGAAGGGCUCCAGAAGAUGGCGGGCGCAUGCGCAGUACGAGCGAGGCGUGCUUUUCUUUUUUUCCUUUUUUUCUUUGGCGGGUCUGCUGGCAGCUGCAUUGCGCACGCGCAGUCCCGCUGCAGUUCAAGACGUCGCCUCUCUUGGGUCGUCCCGGGCCGCUUCACGUUCACGUCCGUCCAACGCAGCGGAAUCAAGUGGUCUAUAUUUUUUUUUGUUGUUGUUUUUCUUUUUCCAAAUUUGCAAUAGUUUGUUCCCCCCCCCCCCCGCCUUCCGGCGUAAUUGUCAGUUCAGCAUCUGAGCUCGCUCGCAGCUCGUUAGCCAGCCGCCCGCCGUUAGCACAACAAAGGAAGUUAGCAACAGCCACUUUUCCACUCGUCUCGCGGCAACAUGUUGAAAGUUCACAUGCUGAGAGCUUUGGUCAACGAGCGCCUGAGUUUGGCCGUGGAAGAAAUCUUCGUGGUGUUGGAGAGAACCAUAGCGGACUACGAGGACGAACUUUGCCGAACCAAAGAGGAGAACCGCCGACAGCGCCAGCUACUGGACGCUCUUUGCAAACCUUCAGCAGCUGCACCGCCGCCGCCGUCGCGGUCCCUUCCGACGGAGGAGAACGCGGGCGAGCGACCGGACGAUCCGGAGGAGGCCGACUCGGGCGAGCCGGCGGUGACGCGCGUCAUCGUCAAGAGUGAAGACCAAGACGAAGGCGAAGGCGAGCGCCAGGAGAACCCCGAGCGGCAGGGCGGCGCCAGUCCGAAGAGACGCGGGGAAAGCGUCCCCCGGGGGGCCGAGGAAGAGAAGCAGCUGUCGUGUUCGGCGUGCGACAUGACGUUCAAGUUCCGCUCCACCUUCUUGGGCCACAUGAAAGGGCACGGCGGCGGCAACAAGUCGUACACGUGCGGCGUGUGCAACGCCGCCUUCAGGUUUCGCUCCACCUUCGUCAACCACAUGCGCACGCACACGGGCGAGAAGCCCUUCGUCUGCCAACUGUGCAACGCCAGCUUCGGCGCCCACUCGUCGCUCUUGCGCCACGUGCGCUCGCACACGGGCGAGAAGCGCUUCACGUGCUCCUUCUGCGAGAAGAAGUUCCCCAGAAAGUCCAGUUUGGUGGAGCACGUGCGCAUCCACACCGGAGAGAAACCGCUUUCGUGCGGCGUCUGCCGCAUGAACUUCAGAUUUCACUCCAAGCUGGUCAAGCACAUGCGGACGCACAAGGGAGACGAAGCCCUGACGUGCCGCGCGUGCGGCCAGGACUUCACUUCUGAGCAUCGGCUGCGGAAACACGCCUGCGCCAACCCUCAAAUUUCACCCCAUUUGUGAUGGCGCCGCGUGACGAGCCUGAAAAAAUAAAGUUUCAAUUGAGUCCGA
Messenger RNA from Syngnathoides biaculeatus (alligator pipefish), 1900 nucleotides. Its product is annotated as zinc finger protein GLI4-like. The coding region runs from base 926 to 1852 and encodes 308 amino acids. The transcript is spliced from 2 exons. The record is from RefSeq and is a predicted model, not a curated record. NCBI's taxonomy places the organism in Eukaryota, Metazoa, Chordata, Actinopteri, Syngnathiformes, Syngnathidae.